CAGCCCCGACACAGUCUCGCAGGAAACACCCCGAACUGACGCUGAAGCACUGACGCAUCGACAGCGUGGAUGAGAGGAGUUGUACAAUGACCACGAAGCGCAGCAGCAGGACCACCGAUGGCACGCCCAAAGUGGCCCGUAAAUCAGCGUCAACCGUGCUGGUCUCCGAGAUGGCCUCGCGGCUGGUCUCGGAGCUGGCCCGCCUGUUCCGGUGCUUGGCGUGCGGUGAGUGCGUGAGGCCGCCCAUCGUGCAGUGCUCCCAGGGACACCUGAUCUGCGUGUCCUGCCGCGAGAAGGACAGUACCUGUCCCGAAUGUCUCGCGCCGAUCGGCGACACCCGUGUGCCAUCCAUGGAGAAGGUGGCAGCGAUUAUCUUCACGCCGUGCCGACACUCGAUACACGGAUGCCGUGCGCAGCUGACCUUCUCCGACCAGCGGGAACACGAGAAGAACUGCGAGUUCAGGCCCUUUUCCUGCGCCCUGCCAUGGACGAAGUGCACGUGGAACGGGCCACUCUGCACCAUAGAUUCCCACAUACGCCAGGCGCACAACGCACCCUUACUCAGCGGCGAGACAGUGGUGUUUACCAUCGACGACGCGGACGGCGCCUGGUUCGGAAAGCGACUGCGCCUGCAGUCCUGCUUGGGACGAAGCUUCCUGCUCGUCUUCUGGCGCGAGCACGAGGACGCGAGCAAGGGCUGCUGCCUGGUGGCCCAGCUCAUCGGCGACCCCCGCGAGGUGGACAGGUUCACCUACCGGGUGGACGUGACGCGCGAAGGCGCCCGGUCGCUCACCUGGAAGGACAGGCCUCGCUCGCUCCACGAGAGCGUCGAGUCGGCCCUGGCCAGCAGGGACUGCCUCUUCUUCGACGCCCGACAGUUCGUGGAGGGCGGCAAGCUGAACAUCGAGUGCACCGUCUGCUCCUGCGAGGCGACGUGAUCGCAAAAGAAAUAGAAAAAUUCGCAUUAUUCUUGCGCCACACUAUAAGGGAAGUGCGCUGGUAUGAAAGGAAGACUGCAUACAGCGAUACUCGUGUCAAGCAUGGCCUCCAAGACUGGCAGCUCGGUCUAGGAGGCCACGUUUAAGGUUUGGAGUUUAGGGUACGAUUAUUUAUAUUAGGAAUGCUGCAGGAAAAUGUGGCGCGGCUGUCGUUAGGUUUUGAUGAAAUUCACGAGUAAGGCAUGAAUUUUUCUACAACUUGGCAAGGGUUUGUUAAAAAAAAAGCAAGCUGAAUUUUUUUAUUCUUUACGUAUUGUUUUUUGAGAUUUUCAGACUCCCAAAUUUACGAGUGGUGGCUUGCUUUGCAUACGUAACUGAUGUUUAAUUAUAUAGUUUGCAUAAAUGACUUCCCAUAAC
Molecule: messenger RNA, 1355 nt
Organism: Dermacentor andersoni
Lineage: Eukaryota; Metazoa; Arthropoda; Arachnida; Ixodida; Ixodidae
Product: E3 ubiquitin-protein ligase sina-like
Biological process (GO): multicellular organism development; proteasome-mediated ubiquitin-dependent protein catabolic process
Cellular component (GO): cytoplasm
Molecular function (GO): zinc ion binding; ubiquitin protein ligase activity; ubiquitin conjugating enzyme binding
Source: RefSeq, a predicted model, not a curated record